Molecule: messenger RNA, 2410 nt
Organism: Varanus komodoensis (Komodo dragon)
Lineage: Eukaryota; Metazoa; Chordata; Lepidosauria; Squamata; Varanidae
Gene: CPT1C
Product: carnitine palmitoyltransferase 1C
Exons: 15
Coding region: 533-2410 (625 amino acids)
Biological process (GO): carnitine metabolic process; fatty acid metabolic process
Cellular component (GO): mitochondrion
Molecular function (GO): carnitine O-palmitoyltransferase activity
Source: RefSeq, a predicted model, not a curated record
GAAUUUUACACAGAUUACUUAAUUUUAAUGUGUCCAUGUAGUUGAAGCCUGCAUUAACAUCUUCAGCCACUAGAGGCAAACUUCCCCAAGUUGCAUAUAAAUAGGAAAUCUCUGGUUUUGAAGCCAAGGGAGAUUAUUAUACUGAAAUACAGAGCUAUGUGCCUGUCUUCACUCUCUUGUUGUGGGGCAGCCCUCCCCAGGGCAGUGAAGUGGGUAGACUUCUCCCCUUAGGGGCUACGGGAGUGCUCUAUGACAGGAACUGCCCCUUGGCAUGCUAGCAGGUGUGGCUUCAAUUGGAUGGAGAACACACAAUGACAGCUGUAUAAAUUUGCUUGAAGGGUUCCACGUGUGAAACUGAGAGCUAUUUCAACCCAUGGGAAGCUGGGUCUGUUUGUUAGUAUAUAAAUAAAUGUCCCCACAAGUUAAACUAAAAAAGUACAUUUGACGAGGAGGUAGUGUAGGCUUAUGUGACAUGUUUCUCUCUCUCUCUUCCCCCUCCCUUUAGUCAACAACAAGCUAGCACCUUUCCAAGAUGGCAGAAGCUCACCAAGCUGUGGCAUUCCAAUUCACUGUCUCUCCAGAGGGCAUUGACCUUCAGUUGAGCCAUGCAGCUAUCAAGGAAGUCUAUCUCUCGGGUUUGCGAUCCUGGAAGAAAAAAUUCAACCAGCUCCGGAAUGGAUUUGUGACAGGUGUGUACCCAGCCAGUCCCUCCAGUUGGCUGUUCAUGGUUACUGCCAUCCUGGUGACCCAGUACUCUCGUCUUGAUCCCUCAAUGGGCAUGAUUGAAAAGAUCAAGGAACACCUGCCAGUCAGUGAGUACCUUUCAGAUCAGGGCCUGAAUUUCCUCAGUGCCCUUGCCUUUUCUACAGGGCUGUGGCUGGCCCUCAUUAUGACCAUGCGCAGCAUUCUGAAAAUGCUACUGUGCUAUCAUGGCUGGAUGUAUGAAGAGCAUGGCAAGAUGUCCAACACCACCAAGGUCUGGCUGGCUCUGGUGAAAAUCUUUGCUGGGCGGACUCCAAUGCUGUACAGCUAUCAGGCAUCGCUGCCUCGCUUACCUGUUCCAGCCAUCAAGGAUACUAUGCAGAGGUAUUUAGAAUCAGUACGACCCUUGAUGUCAGAUGAUGAGUUCCAGCGAACAGCAGGUCUUGCCCGUGACUUUGAACGGACUCUUGGGCCACGCCUGCAGUGGUACCUCAAGCUUAAGUCUUGGUGGGCAUCCAACUAUGUGAGUGACUGGUGGGAAGAAUAUGUGUAUCUCCGUGGGCGGGGACCUCUGAUAGUAAAUAGCAACUAUUAUGCCAUGGAUUUCCUAUAUGUAACUCCUACCCCCAUCCAGGCUGCUCGUGCUGGGAACCUUGUUUAUGCCAUGCUGCUGUAUAGACGCAAACUCAUCCGUGAGGAGAUCAAGCCGAUGAUGAUCCAAGGUUGCCUGCCCAUGUGCUCAGCUCAGUACGAACGCAUGUUUAAUACAACCCGUGUCCCAGGCAUGGAGGGAGACAGCAUCCAGCAUCUGCAGGACAGCAAGCACAUUGCAGUGUACCAUGCUGGGCGCUUAUUCCGGGUCUGGCUGUACCACAAUGGGAGGCUGCUGCACCCACGCGAGCUUCAGGCACAGUUUCAGUUCAUCCUAGCAGAUCCCACACCACCUCUGCCAGGGGAGGAGAAACUGCCAUCCCUGACCGCAGCUGACAGGGACCCCUGGGCCCAAGCCCGCCAUACCUACUUCCAAUCGGGGAAGAACGAGCAGUCGCUGAGCAUAGUCGAGAAAGCUGCUUUCUUUGUCACUCUGGAUACCAGUGAGCAGGGGCUGCAAGGACCCAAUCCAGGCUAUGCACUGGACACCUACGCCAAGUCGCUUUUGCAUGGGCGCUGCUGUGACAGGUGGUUUGACAAGUCUUUCACACUGAUUGUUUAUCGCAAUGGGAAGUCUGGAAUCAAUGCAGAACACUCCUGGGCUGAUGCACCCAUUGUUGGCCAUCUCUGGGAGUACACCCUUGCCACAGAUGUAUUCACACUGGGAUAUGAUUCUAAUGGGAACUGCAAAGGUGACAUGGACUCCAGCAUCCCCCCACCACAAAAGCUACAAUGGGAGAUCCCGCCAGAGGUGCUGUCCGAGCCGUGGCGCCUCUCUACUAGCCAGACUCCCAUUCAGCAGAUAGAACUAUUUGACCUCCAGAACCACCCAGACUACAUUUCUUGCGGGGGUGGAUUUGGGCCGGUUGAUGAUAAUGGGUAUGGAGUGUCAUACGUAAUUGUCGGUGAAGAUCUCAUCAAUUUCCAUGUGUCGUGCAAAUGUUCAAGUAAAGAGACAAAUGCACACCGGUUUGGAUUAAACAUUCGGAAAGCCAUGACGGACAUCUUGGCCCUAUUUCAAGUAGACAAAAAUGCCUCUGCCAGGCAUAACCAGUGA